This is a messenger RNA of Momordica charantia (bitter melon), 1477 nucleotides long. It is a transcript of the gene NAGK, whose product is annotated as N-acetyl-l-glutamate kinase. The record is from RefSeq and is a predicted model, not a curated record. Gene Ontology annotation, biological process: L-arginine biosynthetic process. Gene Ontology annotation, cellular component: cytoplasm; chloroplast thylakoid. Gene Ontology annotation, molecular function: acetylglutamate kinase activity; ATP binding. Lineage: Eukaryota; Viridiplantae; Streptophyta; Magnoliopsida; Cucurbitales; Cucurbitaceae.
AGAAAUUCUUAUAAACUGAGUUAUCUGUUUCCUUACUGGGCUGCUCUUGCUCUAAAGCCCUAGUUGCCCUUUCCAAUCCCCUGCUUCAAAUCGCCGCCUCCCUCCGAUCUCCGUCGCCGGCCGGGAAAAUGCCGACGCUCGAAAGCUUGCUCAGUCCAUCCGCCUCGAACCUAUUUUCCUCCAAAACCUCGAUUAAUCCUUCCAUUUCCAGUUCAUCGGUUUUCUCGCCCGCUUUGCGUUUGCGCAAAUUGGCGUCGUCUUCUUCGUCGCUGUCGAUCAGAUGCUCGGCGACACAGCAACUGGAGCCUGUUGUUGAUUCUGUUACUCCGGGGCAGUUCCGAGUCGAUGUUCUAUCGGAAUCCCUGCCUUUUAUCCAGAAAUUUCGAGGUAAGACAAUCGUCGUCAAGUACGGAGGCGCCGCCAUGAAAUCUCGGUCGCUACAGGCCUCGGUUGUUAACGAUCUCGUUCUUCUGUCCUGCGUUGGACUUCGUCCGAUCUUGGUUCAUGGCGGUGGGCCGGAAAUUAACAACUGGCUUAAACGGCUCAACAUCGAGGUGGUUUUCCGCGACGGACUGCGGGUGACCGACGCCGACACCAUGAAAAUAGUGUCUAUGGUAUUGGUCGGCGAUGUGAACAAGAAUCUGGUUUCGUUGAUCAAUAAGGCUGGGGCAUCGGCCGCUGGGCUCUGUGGUGUGGACGGGCGGCUACUAACCGCCCGGCCAGCCCCUAAUGCGGCACAAUUAGGGUUCGUCGGCGAAGUAGCCCGCGUGGACCCUACGGUACUUCAGGCACUUCUGGACAAAGGCCACAUUCCAGUGGUCUCUUCGGUGGCGGCGGACGAGUCCGGGCAGAUGUACAACAUCAACGCGGACACAGUCGCCGGAGAAUUAGCAGCGGCGCUGGGGGCUGAGAAAUUGAUCUUGCUGACCGAUGUGGCCGGGAUUCUGGAAGACCGAGACGACCCUAAAAGCUUGGUGAAGCAGAUAGAUAUUAAAGGGGUGAAGAAGAUGAUGGAGGAGGGAAGAAUCGGCGGAGGUAUGAUUCCGAAGGUGAGUUGCUGUGUCCGAUCGUUGGCUCAGGGGGUGAGGACGGCAAGUAUCAUCGACGGGAGGCUGCCGCAUUCCUUGCUGCUGGAGAUCAUGACCGACAAUGGAGCCGGAACCAUGAUUACAGGGUGACACCAUGAGAGCUUGUGGAGCAAAAUCGUCACUCUCUUUGACUGGUCAGUAGCUCUCCCUUCGGUUAUGCCCUCACUGUUGGCCUUCACCCUCACAGGCCAUCCCUUCGCAAAAAAGAAAAAACUGCUUUUGGUUGCAUAUUGUUGGAGCUAUACUUUGGAUGGAACGAAACUAUAGGACCUUCCAAGACAAGGAACACCCCCUUCUUAGUUCUUUUGGUUAUCUCUUGGUUGUGAAGGUGAUCCCUUCACGGGCCCUCCCUCUUUUUUUUUAUCUAUUUUCAUAUCAUCAAUGAAAUU